AUGGGUGCUGAAGUUCCAGUCAGCCGCCGCGUUGGUUCCCGAAAAUCGAGAUCUGGGUGUAAAACCUGCAAGAUUCGUAGGGUCAAAUGUGGCGAGGAAAAACCAACAUGUCAUCGUUGCUCCAGUACAGGACGACGAUGUGAGUAUGAGGGCGAUGAGACAUCCCCUAGAGGUUCAACUACCCCGCCGUCACUGUCGCCAAGCCAAGCACUGUCGUUAUCGCCAAAUUCAGGCCAGCGCGAGCGUCGUGCAUUCGAGUAUUACUUUCAGCAUGCCGCAAAAUACCUUGCUGGUGGUAUGGCCAUCGAUUUCUGGACUGGCGUUGUCCCGCAGCUUUGCCGCACAGAGCCCGCUGUGUGGGACUCGAUGAUUGCGAUCAGUAGUCUGUAUGAACACCCUGACCAAUGCACGGAUUUCACAUUAUUGAGAGCUCGUGAAACAAGCUCGCAUAAUAUGAAUUCAUCUCUACAAGAGGCUUUGGCAUGGUACUCACGGUCGAUAUCGAACAUCCACUCUCAGAUUGAGCGCGGAAAAGCCGACCCGUACAUCGCACUCAUUAGCUGUGUGCUAUUUAUCUGCAUUGAGACCAUUCAGGGGCGCAUGGAGGAGGCAUUGCAGCUAUACAAGCAGGGUGUGACUUUGAUACUUGACCUGCGAACUCAGGUUUCCCUUGGAGAGGUGUCCGCGACAAAAGCUGCUCUUUUGGAGCACACGAUGAUCCCGCUAUUCCUACGUUUGGGAACCAUUUCCUUGACCAUUUCUGACGUUCAACCUACCGAGGUUUUUGCACUCGUCGAGCAAGAGACAAACCCUUCUACAUUUGAGUCACUGAGCUCUGCUCGAUCUGCCAUCACUAUCCUUUCUAUGGAAAUAAUCCUUUUCGAUCGGGAAGCAAGGAUGCACCUGUAUGCUGUCGGAGGCGAAGCUUUCGUGAGUCAAGAAAUGCUCGCGAGAAAGCAGUCCUUCCAAACCCAACUCGACGGCUGGGUUCGCGCUUACAAUUCUUAUUGUCAAACCAUCUCAGAUAAAUCUUACCCAUUGGGGGUGGAGCCUAUCCUCCUUUCAUAUCACGCUGCUGCAUCCAUCUCACUGUCUGGAUGUCUCACAUAUUCAGAAACCGUCUUUGAUGCUCAUAUAGCACAUUUCACAACCAUUGUUGAACAGGCUGACCUGGCGCUCACUACCUCGGCUGGACCCGACGGCUCACAGCCACCAUUUACCUUUGAGAUGGGUGUUGGCAUUCCUCUCUUCCUGACAUCAAUGAAGUGUCGAGAGCCAAAUUUACGACAAAGAGCACUGCAGCUAUUACUACAAGCACCCCCGAUGCAAGGCUUCUUCAAAUGUACUCCAGUCGCUCUUCUGGCAGGAAACAUCAUGAAGCUCGAAGAGCACUAUGCUCGCACAAUGCGAGAAAUGAGAUCAGAGCAACAAUCUUCCGAUAAUACAUAUAAAGCUGUGCCCCUGCCGACGACGCCAGAGCUUAUCCCGGCGGAGGCACGUGUAUCUUUUUGUGGCGUUUUCCGGCCCGCUACUGGCUUUCCUCCAAGCAUCACCGAAUUUGACGUCGCUAGAUGGGGCCGUGGUCCAGAUCAGCUUUUCUUGCAUUAUUCGAGACAAAUAUUCGACACGAAUAGUAAGACAUGGCAACAAGUUCCAGAAAUCGUGCCACUAGAGGCCUGA
Penicillium cataractarum is the source of this 1680-nucleotide messenger RNA. Its product is annotated as Zn(II)2Cys6 transcription factor domain-containing protein. The coding region runs from base 1 to 1680 and encodes 559 amino acids. The record is from RefSeq and is a predicted model, not a curated record. Gene Ontology annotation, molecular function: DNA-binding transcription factor activity, RNA polymerase II-specific; zinc ion binding. Gene Ontology annotation, biological process: regulation of DNA-templated transcription. NCBI's taxonomy places the organism in Eukaryota, Fungi, Ascomycota, Eurotiomycetes, Eurotiales, Aspergillaceae. The transcript has 2 exons.